AAUAGUGUGGGGACGGCCUUUGUAUCCACCGUUCAAAAAUGUCGGAUUUUGUCUGCGCUAUUUCAGGGGUGUAUCCUGAAGAACCUGUUAUUAGUACAACAGGUUAUAUUUUUGAAAAGCGAGUUAUUGAGAAAUAUUUGAAGGCGAAUGGUGACGUAUGUCCAUUGACAUCUGAGCCUUUAACUCUUGAAAAUCUCUUACCCGUCAAAGUUAGUAAAUAUGCUAAACCAAGACCAGCUGCGACAUCAAGUAUACCGGGAAUGCUAAUGUCUUUACAAAAUGAAUGGGAUUCUUUACUAACAGAAGUGUUCAAUUUGCGAGUGCAUUUAGACACAGUACGAAAACAAUUGUCCCAUGCGUUAUAUCAGCAUGAUGCUGCGUGUCGUGUAAUAGCUCGUCUUUUACGUGAAAAGGAAGCAGCUGAAAAAGUUACAACACAAUUACAACGUGAAACAAAAACCUUUACUGAAGCUCAAGCGCAAGGUCUAAGUGUUGUUCAGGAAGUUGGUGUAUCCGAAGGUCUCCUCGAAGAGUUACAGUCUCACGCUAAAAUGCUCUUAGGCAAACGCAAGAAAAGGGACUUGUCAAAUUUACCAUCAAAAAAUAUUGUGUCGAGUAUGAGAGAAAUCGCUUCUUUUACACCUCAUUCAUCAACACUUCCAGGAAUAACGCGUUGCUUAGUUCAUCCUUUAUCUAAGGUAGAUGACACAACCAAGUGCGUGUGGACGGCAGGAAUUGAUGGUGCUGUGCAUUUGUUUGACGUGCAAAAUGAAAAGACUCUUUGCCGGCUCCACGGUCAUCUUAAAAGAGUCAAUUCAGUAGCUUGUAGUGGCUAUCGUUCUGAUAUCGUUGUAACAGCUUCUGAUGAUAAAACAGUUAGAGUCUGGUCAUCGAGUGAUAAUGAUCUGGAAUCUUACAAAUUAUCUUAUCUUUUACGACAUCAUACUAAAGGAGUUACAAAUGUUUGUAUUAAUCCAAUGGCUAAUUUAUUUAUUUCAACGUCACGGGAUUUGAGUUGGAUUCUUCAUGAUUUGAAUUCUGGACAGGUGCUUCGAGCCUAUCGUGAUUUACCUUGUGCUAUGCCAGUGCUGAUGUUUCAUCCUGAUGGAAUGUUAAUUGGUGCUAGUGGAAUGAAUAAUAAUAUUUAUAUUUAUGAUGUGAAGGGAGACUGCUCGCCAACUAUAAUUUUACCAGGGCAUGAAACCCCUGUUACAGACCUUCAAUUUAGUGAGAAUGGGUAUUAUCUAGCAACCGCUUCAGCAUGUCCUGGUGGCACCGUAAAACUAUGGGAUUUAAGAAAAUCAUUCAAUUUCGAAACAAUUCAACCAGUGAAUGAAGAAAAUAUACCAUUUUCACCGUCGAAAAUUUGCUUUGACGAUUCUGGUAAUUAUUUGGCUGUCACUGGAGGAACGACUGAUGCGAAUGAUUCAACGCAUUAUUCCGCUGGAUGUGCUAGCAUUUAUUCGUUUGUAUCCAAAACUCAGUUAGAACUAAUCAAAUCUUUACAAUCUCAUACAAACCUUGUGACUGACGCAAGUUUUGGAAGAAACGCACAAUCGUUAUUUACUUGCAGUUUAGAUAGAACAGUCAAAUAUUGGCAUGUAAAUAAUGAACAAGAAACUACCACUUGAUAGUCGGCGAAGGAUUAUUCAGCACAAAAAAAAAUGGCAAUUUGUGACAAAAAAAAAGUGUUUUUAUUCACCCGACAAAAUAACUGUUACUUUACAUAGUGUCUCAUGAUAGAUAGUAUGGCAAUAGAGGAUUAAUAUUUUACCAUUUAAGAACAAUCGUUGCCUUUACAUUGUUAAUGUUUUUUUAGUUACAUAAUAGACUUUAGAACACCAAAAAGAAACAAACUUCUAAUAAAAAAAAAAACACAUGUUUGCUAAAAUCUCUGUUAACUC
Molecule: messenger RNA, 1904 nt
Organism: Hylaeus volcanicus
Lineage: Eukaryota; Metazoa; Arthropoda; Insecta; Hymenoptera; Colletidae
Product: pre-mRNA-processing factor 19-like
Exons: 10
Coding region: 39-1631 (530 amino acids)
Biological process (GO): mRNA splicing, via spliceosome; DNA repair; protein ubiquitination
Cellular component (GO): U2-type catalytic step 1 spliceosome; cytoplasm; Prp19 complex
Molecular function (GO): ubiquitin protein ligase activity; protein binding
Source: RefSeq, a predicted model, not a curated record